Molecule: messenger RNA, 1524 nt
Organism: Effrenium voratum
Lineage: Eukaryota; Dinophyceae; Suessiales; Symbiodiniaceae
Source: the annotation of a GenBank genome assembly
AUGCGUGUCACAAACAAGAAGGAGUGGGACCAGUUUUGCCGUUCGGCAUGCACCAAAGCCUUCCCCAUCAGCCUUGCCAGCGUUUACCAGACCAACAAGGGUGACCUCUUCGAGAAGUGGCUCGAGGGGAAUAAGGAUUGGGGCCAGGCUGAGCUUCUCGUGCAACGGAGUGCUUCGAACACCAACUUGAACCGGAAACAAUGGCAGGCUGUGAAAGGCCGUACUUUGAAGGAAGACUAUGGCGAGGAGAAAGCUCGCAAGUUGAUGGAGCUGAGACGCUCAUCGGGGCUUUGGUACGCGGAUGAGGACUUCCCUGAUGACACUGAGGAAGCCUGGUACUACAUGUCGGUUGGCCACAAGGUUCGACAAGACAACGAGACCCGCGAGAGCAUGAAGAUUCAGGGCCAAGUGGCCUGCGACAGCAGCAUGCUGACCGCCCUCACAGCGGAUGGCUCAGCGCUGGCGAAGGGAGCCUUGCCGGAGGGCCUCAUGCGACACGCCGUGGAAACAGAGAAGAUCUACCACAUGCUCGCCAAAGCAACCUCGGGUGUCGGCGAUGAAGCUUGGUACCAGAAGACGUUCUCCACCUUGGAUGAGAAGCACGCUUGGUUCGUCAAAGCCAAGGCUGCCGCUGAAGCCAUCUUUGCUGGGAUCAAGAAGGCCGAGAAAAAGGAGCAGAAGGAGAAGAACGCGGGCGAGGGCGGCAACAAGAAGCGCAAGCGCGGCGGCGCCGAGCCCGAGAGUUCUGAGAAUGCUCUUCGCGACGCAGAGGCCUGCCUGUUCGCGGCAUUGGUGCUGGGAGGGAACCAGGAGCGCGAUUUGCAGCGAUGGUUGAAGAACCUGGUGAACCUGGAGCCUUACGAGAUACAGCUGGCUGGACUCUUGAAAGCUGCGGGUGGGACCUUCUUCACAAUAUCUAUUUGGGUGUUGGCCGUGACCUUUUUGCUUCAGUGCUACGGGCGCUAUUUCUGGAAGGUUGGUAUCAAGAUUACGGGAACACUGAGGCUGUACCUCCCACGGCGGAGACUCACUGUUGCGAAUCUCAACACGUGGGGGCACGAGGAGUAUGCCGAGCUUGGGAGCAAGUUCAAAGCUGCCCAUGACCACUUGCUCUGUGUCCUGGCUACCUGCUGCUGGUCCCUGGCGAAUGCCACCGGUGUACUUGACCGAGCAUCUCUCCUUCUUCUCGAAGAAGAAGCUGUUUCUGCUUCAGACUGUUUGUUCUCUUUCCUCCGGGCCUACCAGUACCUAGCCCUGCACUACAGAGAGCGCAAGGUGCUGGUUUUCAAACUAAGACCCAAACACCAUUAUGUGUGGCACACUGCCUGGCAAAUUAGGUUGUACAGAGUGAACCAACGACUGUUUCACACCUGGGAUGACGAAUCCUUCCUGGGGAAGUUAAAGUACAUCGCCCGCUGUUGUCACGGCCUGACAAUGUCCCGCCGGGUAUUUUCAAGAUACCUUUUGGCGUUUGGGGUCUUCUUAGGCGCAGGCAAUCGUGCCAAAGGCGCUUCGCCCCUAUAG